CUCAGUGAAUCCCUCGCUGUGACUCAUUCAUUUGGUAUAAAAAUGCGAGUGGUUGCGGACACCGGGAGAGCGAGCCGCGGCUUUAAUUAGCUGCGUGCGUGCGUGCGUGCGUGCGUGUUUCCGUGUGUGUGAGGUUCUUCUUCCUUCUUGAGCGCAUACUGCUCAUUAGCGUUUCCCUUUCCUCCGUCCCCGUUUUAUUUAGGAGAUCUGCGGAGAUGAUGAUACGCACCCCCGGGAGACAGACACCGCCGCGGACCGAGCCGCCCCCUCCUCGCAUGCGCUCCCGUGGAGUUCGUCCGAGACGAGGGAGAAUGUCACCCACUUCUGCCGGCCCCAACAUCUAAGUGUUCCUGAGAGUAUCUUCUCCUCGUCCUCGUUGCCCGCGUUUCCGUGUUUUCUUUUUUAAAGCGCUGGCAGAUCCUCGCAGCGGCUUCACGGGGCGCUUCUUUUGGACUAAAUUAGGGGCCCGGUCGUCUCCUCUCGUCUCCCGGUCGUGAUCUAUUUGGGACUCGUGGAUGUACAGCCGCUCGUCUCUCCGCGGGAGGGGACCGAAUCAUCGCCAGGAGCCGUCGCUAUUCAACAAGCUGCCGGCCGCAGAGCGGUGGAUGGGCGCAGCUCGCCUCAAGCCCUCAACCGCGUCUCGCUGCUCCAGCCCAGUUUGUUGAGUCUCCAAAAGAAAAAGAAAAAAAAGAAGAAACCUCCUCCCCCUCUCUUGCUAUAUAUUUAAUCACAGCGGAUUCUCAGACUUUUCCCCUACCACCUGCAAAAAGUUAUCCAGACCAUGGCUCGUCCUGGUUCGCGCGUAAGGCUGAGCGCCGUGUGGAGCGCGCUGUGGCUCAUGAGGACCGUGGUGGAUUUCGCGCUGCCCCAGGAGACUUACGCGCCCCACUCGAUACGGACCGAGGGCCACCUGACCCUCGGCGGACUCUUCCCGGUGCACUCCAGAGGCGCCGACGGAGCGCCGUGCGGGGACCUGAAGAAGGAGAACGGCAUCCAGCGGCUGGAGGCCAUGAUGUACGCGCUGGACCAGAUCAACCUGGACGAGCAGCUGCUGCCCAACAUCACGCUGGGCGCGCGGGUGCUGGACACUUGCUCGAGGGACACCUACGCGCUGGAGCAGUCCCUAACUUUCGUCCAAGCCCUGAUCACCAAGGACACCUCCGACGUGCGGUGCACCAACGGGGAGGCGCCGGUGUUCGUGAAGCCGGAGAAAGUGGUCGGGGUCGUCGGAGCCUCGGCGAGCUCCGUGUCGAUCAUGGUGGCCAACAUCCUGCGCCUCUUUCAGAUCCCGCAGGUGAGCUACGCCUCGACGGCCCCGGAGCUGAGCGACGACCGGCGCUACGACUUCUUCUCGCGGGUGGUGCCUCCGGACUCGUUCCAGGCCCAGGCCAUGGUGGACAUCAUCCGGGCCCUGGGCUGGACCUACGUCUCCACCGUGGCCUCGGAGGGCAGCUACGGGGAGAAGGGAGUGGAGGCCUUCACGCAGCUCUCCAAAGAAGCAGGUGGAAUCUGCAUCGCCCAGUCUCUGAAAAUCCCCCACAACCCCAAGCUGGAGGAUUACGACAAAGCCAUCCAACAACUGCUGGAGACGCAGCACGCGCGGGCCGUCGUCAUCUUCGCCAGCGAGGAAGACAUACGGGGAGUUCUCAAUUCCACCAAGAGGGCCAAUCAGGUGGGCCAUUUCCUGUGGAUUGGAUCCGACAGCUGGGGGGCCAAGAGCAGCCCCAUCCAUCAGCUGGAGGAUGUGGCGGUGGGAGCGGUCACUAUCCUCCCCAAACGCUCCUCCAUCGAAGGGUUCGAUGAGUACUUCACGGGCCUCACGCUGGAGAACAACCGCAGGAACGUGUGGUUCGCCGAGUUCUGGGAGGAGAACUUUGACUGCAGGCUCCUCAGCGCCUCCAAGAGGGAGGAUACCAGCCGGAAGUGCACAGGCAAGGAGCGCAUCGGGAGCGAGUCCAAGUACGAGCAGGAGGGGAAGGUGCAGUUUGUGAUUGACGCGGUGUACGCCGUGGCCCACGCCCUCCACAGCAUGCAGAGGGACCUGUGUCCCGAUCACCCUGGCGUCUGUCCACAGAUGGAGACCGCCGAGGGGAAGACUCUGCUGAAGUACAUCCGAAACGCCAGCUUCAACGGCAGCGCCGGCACCUCGGUCGUGUUCAACAAAAACGGAGACGCCCCGGGCCGCUACGACUUGUUCCAGUUCCAGCUGACCAACUCCUCCACCACUGAGUACAAGGUGGUGGGACACUGGGUGGAGAACCUGCAGAUCAGGCUGGAGGAGCUGCAGUGGCCGGAUGGGGAGCAGGAGGUGCCCAUCUCGGUGUGCAGCCUGCCCUGCAAAACCGGGGAGAGGAAGAAGAGGGUGAAGGGCAUGCCGUGCUGCUGGCACUGCGAGCUGUGCGACGGCUACCAGUACCAGUACGACGAGACCUCCUGCCGCCUGUGCGCCUACAACAUGAGGCCCAACCCCAACCGGACGGCCUGCCAGCCCAUCCCCAUCGUCAAGCUGGAGUGGCACUCGGCCUGGGCCAUCAUCUCAGUCUUCCUGGCCGUGCUCGGCAUCAUCGCCACCAGCUUUGUCAUGGCGACGUUCGUGCGCCACAACGACACCCCCAUCGUGCGGGCGUCGGGCCGCGAGCUGAGCUACGUGCUGCUCACCGGCAUCUUCCUGUGCUACAUCAUCACCUUCCUGAUGAUCGCCAAGCCCGACGUGGCGGUGUGCGCCUUCCGCAGGAUCUUCCUGGGCCUGGGCAUGUGCAUCAGCUACGCCGCGCUGCUCACCAAGACCAACCGCAUCUACCGCAUCUUCGAGCAGGGCAAGCAGACAGUCACGGCGCCGCGCUUCAUCAGCCCCACCUCGCAGAUCGCCAUCACUUCCAGUCUGAUCUGCGUGCAGCUGCUGGGCGUGCUGGUGUGGUUCGCCGUGGACCCGCCCAACACCAUCGUCGACUACGACGAGCAGAAGGCGGUGAACCCGCUGCUGGCGCGCGGCGUGCUCAAGUGCGACAUCACGGACCUGCAGAUCAUCUGCUCGCUGGGCUACAGCAUCCUGCUGAUGGUGACCUGCACCAUCUACGCCAUCAAGACGAGGGACGUGCCGGAGGACUUCAACGAGGCCAAGCCCAUCGGCUUCACCAUGUACACCACCUGCAUCGUCUGGCUGGCCUUCAUCCCCAUUUUCUUUGGCACGGCGCAGUCGGCGGAGAAGCUGUACAUUCAGACGACCACGCUGACCAUCUCCAUGAACCUCAGUGCCUCGGUGGCACUGGGCAUGCUCUACAUGCCCAAGGUCUACAUCAUCAUCUUCCACCCCGAGAUGAACGUGCAGAAGAGGAAGCGCAGCUUCAAGGCCGUGGUCACGGCGGCCACCAUGUCGUCGCGUCUGUCCCAGAAGCCCAGCGAGAGGCCCAACGGCGAGGCCAAGACGGAGCUGUGCGAGACCCCCGCCGCCGACCCCAUGAGUCAAGCCACCAAGAAAACAUAUGUGAGCUACAACAACCUCAGGAUCUGAUCCGCUCGAGAAAAAGAGAAUGCCGUCCUUUUAUCUGUGAUUUUUGGAGAAAAACAAAAAGGGAGGCGGCGGCGGGGGGGGGGGG
Messenger RNA from Pungitius pungitius (ninespine stickleback), 3596 nucleotides. RefSeq names its product metabotropic glutamate receptor 7-like. Lineage: Eukaryota; Metazoa; Chordata; Actinopteri; Perciformes; Gasterosteidae. The coding region runs from base 782 to 3511 and encodes 909 amino acids. The record is from RefSeq and is a predicted model, not a curated record. Gene Ontology annotation, biological process: G protein-coupled glutamate receptor signaling pathway; regulation of synaptic transmission, glutamatergic. The transcript is spliced from 10 exons. Gene Ontology annotation, cellular component: plasma membrane. Gene Ontology annotation, molecular function: group III metabotropic glutamate receptor activity.